AUGUCAUACAUGAGCUCGCCCUCUAUCGUUGCCAACGAUACAGAGUCAUCGACGGCAUCUCUUAGUGUGCCCCGGUUGUCGUUCAAUUUGACGUCCUCUGCUGAAAGCACGACUCAGCUUUCCUCUUUGAUGAACGGCAUGGCAACUGCUGGUGUCCAUGACUUUUCAAAGAGACCUACUUCCUCCAUGCAAGUCCCUCAAACUUCUCUGGCAUCUUCCACAUUGUCUGACCUGUCCUUGGCAGCGUUUGUUGAAUCUUUGUAUACUCUAGAGAUUGCUCCCUCCGAUGGGUUAACGCAAAGCAUGCUAGAUGGACAAACCUUUCUAAACGAAAGCAAAGUGCUCCGCGAUGACGUUAGCGAAUCUUCUCUUUCUUCUUCAUACCCAAUUUCCAAUGACGUUGUACCCAUGAAACUGUCCGAAUCAGGUCGAGAUCAAACGGAAUAUGCCAAAAGUGCAUUUCUCGAAGACCAACUUGCGUUUUCUGUUCCGUCUGAUAUGCGGUGGUGGAAUACAGCAUUGUCUUUGCCUUUGCCAAUAGAAAAAAAUUUCUCGACAUCUUCGCCUCAAGUGAACACCUUUCCUUCUCAAAGUAAUCAUGAUAGCAAGCCUCUUGCUUUCGACACUGGGCUGGACCCGUCACUAAGCUCGAUAUGUGAACCGGUAUCCGCGGCUUCAUGCUGCUCAAAAUCUCGUUCAGCGACCCUUGGUUCUGCACCCACCACUCACAUGGGCGUGCCGACACCCGCGGGGCGGAUCCAGUUGCUGCACAUCUUUCUCGAAUACAUCUUUCAUACAUCCUGUGUCAGACCACCUAUUCCACAAAUCAUCGACAGAACGGCUCAAACGUCCAUCUUCGCCGGAAAAAGUCCAUUGUGUGCCGAGCCCCGAUGGUAG
Molecule: messenger RNA, 897 nt
Organism: Malassezia globosa CBS 7966
Lineage: Eukaryota; Fungi; Basidiomycota; Malasseziomycetes; Malasseziales; Malasseziaceae
Exons: 1
Coding region: 1-897 (298 amino acids)
Source: RefSeq, a predicted model, not a curated record